ACCUGCCCAGACAAUAAAUGACAUUUAUAAAUGUAUAUAACAGCUUUUCUUCUCAUUAUAUACAUAUACCUUGUUACUCUUCAUGAUGAAGCUUAAUUUCAGUCAAAUUUAUUUUUAAUCUGAUCAUGUGAUAAUGUUCAACAGCCCCAACCCACUUCUCCUGUAUGAAAUAUACCCCUGUAUAUGUUUUUGAUCUAGAAGAAGCUACAUUCGUUUUAGACUGAUCAUGUGAUCAGGUUUACCCCCCCGCCCCACACACACACACUCAGUUCUUCUGUAUGAAAUAUAGAUAUUAGCACAUGUAUCACUAAAUUCUUAAAAUAUGGACCCGGGCUGGUAAAAUACCAGUGGAUCCUAUAGACAUAUUAUAUUAAUAUAUAUAAAUAAUAUAAAACGUAGCACAGCAAAUAAUUCCACUUACCUCUUUGUCCUGCAGAGCUGGGCUCGAUUCCCAUUAAAAAUAUAUAUUUAUAUAUUUUGGUAUAUAUCCAAUAACAAAAAAUCUACAUCCAAAAAAACUAACUUUUCUCUUUUUAUUUUGAAGGAAUUCCAGGAGUGCAGAAUGCAGCUUUCUGAUCCAUCCCCUACAUGCUCAGAAAUACAUAAUGGAUUUGAGGCUGCUUGUUCUGCAGACAGCUACCUCCAAAACAGGCACUUUCAAAAUUACCCCAGCCAAGAUGAUAGCCUUAGUUUUCUGGAUCAACUGUUUCCUGAUCUUUACCUGCCUUCAGAUUGCCUGGCAGAUUCAAACUUCAACUUCUUGCAGAGUUCAUCAUCUCCCUGUGCACUGGAAGGCAACGGCCAGCUGGCUCCUAGCUGUCAACAGAGCAUGGCUCCUGAAUCACCUGCAGGCUCAGACGAUAUGUCAAACUCCUUUGAGUAUUCCCCAACGUAUCAAGAGAUACCAUACAACUAUCAAAAUCACAAUGCCUACCAGGACCCUGGGAGCUGUGCCUUUGCUAAUGUGGAUAGUUAUUACCAACACCAACACAAUGCAGCCUACUGUUACUGUGUAUGUUGUCAAGCUGUGGAACAUCAAGAAGCAAUGAAGUUACUGGAACCAUAUUCUUAUGCGAACACAAACUGCAUGGAAUAUUUCCCUUCAUCAACUGUAUCAUCAGAGGACUUCUUUCCAAGAGAAAUGAAUGCAUAUGAAGUCUCACAGCUAAGAUGAGAGAUCAGCAUUUAUUAUUGACUCCUGGAGGCACCUAGACCACCAAUAUAUUUCUCUGCCCCAUUAUUUGUGGUCCAUCUAAAACUUUCUGAACAAACUUUAGCAUUAAAACUGCCUAUCACUCA
Messenger RNA from Xenopus laevis (African clawed frog), 1299 nucleotides. RefSeq lists its product as uncharacterized. Lineage: Eukaryota; Metazoa; Chordata; Amphibia; Anura; Pipidae. The transcript is spliced from 3 exons. The record is from RefSeq and is a predicted model, not a curated record. The coding region runs from base 563 to 1174 and encodes 203 amino acids.